This is a messenger RNA of Spinacia oleracea (spinach), 1902 nucleotides long. RefSeq lists its product as uncharacterized. Gene Ontology annotation, molecular function: catalytic activity. The coding region runs from base 154 to 1692 and encodes 512 amino acids. Lineage: Eukaryota; Viridiplantae; Streptophyta; Magnoliopsida; Caryophyllales; Amaranthaceae. The transcript is spliced from 4 exons. The record is from RefSeq and is a predicted model, not a curated record.
UGCUAUAAAUAGCCUUAUUGUAGUACUGGGUAGCAUGAAAGUGAGUGAGUGCCGCCAAUUAGUGUGUCUCACAUUUUGAUUUUCUCCACAAUAAUUAUACGAAGUAUAUAAGUAAUUUGGUUUUUGGCUCCCAAAAAAGAAGUAUUCUGCAAUAUGGAGGAGAUUAACACCAAUGGAACAGAGAUUGAGCAAGACAAUUACCACAAAGGGUACUAUCGGAUUGAACCUUGUAAAUGGCACAACUCCCCUCCAUUGGUGAAUGCAUUGAAAUCUAUAGCGGAAGAAAAUGUAGCAACCUUUGGAUUUCCUGGACACAACAGAGGUCAAGCAGCUCCAUUUCCAUUGGUUGAGCUGAUUGGUGAAACAACCUAUCGACAUGACAUACUUGAGGUUGACAAUCUUUCGACGCCACAAGGCCCUAUAUUAGAAGCACAAAAGCAGGCAGCACAAGUAUUUGGAGCAUCAAAAACUUGGUUUCUUGUAGGUGGGACAACUUGUGGAAUCCAUGCUGCUAUAAUGGGUGUCUGUAAUCCUGGUGACACCCUCAUACUACCUCGAAACUGUCACAAAUCUGCAAUUUCUGCAAUGGUCUUAUCUGGAGUCAUCCCCAAGUAUAUAUUUCCAGAUUAUGAUUUUCAUUGGGAUAUACCAACUGUAGUUUCUCCAUCUCAGGUACAAAAAGCAAUUAAGGAAUUACAAUAUCAAGGCCUUAAACCCGGAGCUGUUUUCAUUACUUCCCCUACUUACCAAGGGUUAUGCAGCAACAUAAAAGAGAUCUCUGCACUAUGUCACCUACACAACAUUCCACUAAUUGUAGAUGAAGCUCACGGAGCUCACUUUGGUUUCCACCCGUCUCUUCCAUUGUCGGCCCUCCAGCAAGGGGCUGAUGUGGUUGCUCAAUCCACUCAUAAAGUGCUUUUCUCACUUGCUCAGUCAUCUAUGUUACAUGUAUCACCCAAUAAUAUUGCAGACAAGGACAAAAUCAACAGAUGUCUUCAGACCCUGCAGACCACUAGUCCAAGUUCCCUACUUCUAGCUUCACUUGAUGCAGUAACAGCUACACUCAAGAAUAACCCAUCAAGUUUUUUCGACAAUGCAAUCAAUUUAGCAGUAGAGGCUAAAAACAAAAUCGAACAAAUUCCAGGAAUUACUGUCUUUGAUUUUCCUAGUGCUCAUGAUCCUUUACGACUUACUGUUGGUGUCUAUGAUCUUGGUCUUUCAGGAUAUGAAGCAGAUGACUUCUUAUUUAAUGAUCAAAAGGUGAUAUCUGAGCUCCCUGGAUCGCGCUCUAUAACACUUUCAUUUCCUCCAAGAACUUGUAAGGAACACGUUGACAGACUCAUCCUUGGGUUUAACAAUUUAUCAUCAUCAUUCAUCCACCAUCAAAAGAACAAGGAAAUAAAUCAUGUUGGUUUCCGUUUCAGUUUCGAACCAUGGAAUGAUAUUAACAUGAAACUCUCUCCAAGAGAAGCUUUCUUUGCAAAGAAGAAGCAGGUGGAUAUUAAAGAUGCAAUUGGGAAAAUAUGUGGUGAGUUGAUAUGUCCAUACCCACCUGGUAUUCCCAUUACAAAUCCUGGUGAAGUGAUCUCAGAAAUAAUUAUUGAGAUUUUACUAAAGUUUAAAGCUGACGGUGCUAAAGUAAUUGGCGCUUCUGAUCCUCUUUUAUCUUCUAUGCUUAUAUGUGAUGUUUAAUUAUAAGCAACAUAAGUACAAUAUCCAUCCCUAAGGCUUACAAAUUAAAACAAGGAAUAAUUGAUUAAUUGGACGUUCGUUAGAUCAAUGUAUUUUGUUUUUGAGAAACAUGUUAAGUAGUAUAUGUAUUACUUCCUACGUACUUUUUAUUUAGUUGUAACGUUUUUGUUUUCACACUUACUGAACUUCAUUUGAGGCCUAGCUUGACUA